CGACUCCAAAAAACCACCCUCACGAGACUCGACUUCCCGUGCCAAAACCGCCAAUAUGAGACCGACUCAGAUGCUCCGAAGCGGCGCUGCCGACCCCAAGAACGGACACUACAUUGGUAACUGGGGCCACUUUGGUGGUGAGAAGCAGCGAGGUAUCAUCACCUACGGUCUGUCCGCCAACCGACAGAACCCCUGGGCUGGCUCCUUCAACGACGCCAUCUUCAACACUUUCCGCCGCACCAAGGGCCAAAUCUUCUUCUGGCUCCCUCCCAUGGUUGCCGGUUACUGGAUGAUGAGCUGGGCCAUCGAGCGAAGCGAGUACCUUAACUCCAAGGCUGGUCGUGCCGAGUUCGGUGACGAGGAGGAGUAAAUUGGUUAGAUACUGGCAGCAAAACCACGGCGGAUGUUUUGGGGUAGGUCCUCUGGACUCAUUGUACAUCAUCAAUACCUAGAUCAGGAGGUGCAAUAGACAUUUGUCACAAUAUUUAUUUAUACUUGAUAUUCGUCUCUAUGAAUUGCGAAGACAAUCU
Messenger RNA from Fusarium graminearum PH-1, 530 nucleotides. RefSeq lists its product as uncharacterized. Bases 56 to 370 code for a protein of 104 amino acids. The transcript has 4 exons. Gene Ontology annotation, biological process: mitochondrial electron transport, ubiquinol to cytochrome c. The record is from RefSeq and is a predicted model, not a curated record. NCBI's taxonomy places the organism in Eukaryota, Fungi, Ascomycota, Sordariomycetes, Hypocreales, Nectriaceae.